Molecule: messenger RNA, 3242 nt
Organism: Poecile atricapillus (Black-capped chickadee)
Lineage: Eukaryota; Metazoa; Chordata; Aves; Passeriformes; Paridae
Gene: FICD
Product: FIC domain protein adenylyltransferase
Exons: 3
Coding region: 149-1507 (452 amino acids)
Molecular function (GO): protein binding
Source: RefSeq, a predicted model, not a curated record
GGAGCUGGGGAGCGGCUCAGCCAAUGGCAGCGCGCGGGGGCGGGCCCGGGGGCGGGGCUGCGGGAGCCGGCAGCGGGCGGCUCCGGGAGGCGGCAAAGGUGGGUGCAGCGGCACAGGAGAUGCUCCAGGUGUCCGUGCUGGAAGCAGGAUGAAUCUGGUGGCGAUGGCGACCGAUCCCGAGCUCCAGUGGGUGUCCCUGUGGCUCCGUGUCCGGUGGGCGGCCGUGCUCGUGCUGCUCCUCAGCUCCCUGGUGAUGCUGCUGCUGCCGCUGGCCGCCGUGGACAACCAGUGCCACGCUGUGCUCAAGGGCCUGUCCUUCCUCAAGAGCAAGCUGGGCUCCUCGGGGAUCAGCAGGCUCACAGGACAGAGCACGGAGCUGAGCGUCACCUCCAAGGGGCUGGAGCUGCUGGUGCUGAAGGGAAAAGCCUCCCCAGAGGUGAAGUUGGAAGCCAGAGCAGCUCUGAAUCAAGCCCUGGAGAUGAAGCGCCAAGGGAAGCGGGAGAAGGCCCACAAACUCUUCCUGUACGCCCUCAAAAUGGACCCAGAUUACGUGGAUGCCCUGAACGAGUUUGGGAUCUUUUCUGAGGAGGAAAAAGACAUCCUCCAGGCUGACUACCUGUACUCCAAAGCUCUGACCAUCUCCCCCCACAACGAGAAGGCUCUGAGCAACCGGGGCCGGACGCUGCCCUUGGUGGAGGAGAUCGACCAGAGGUAUUUCAGCAUCAUCGACAGCAAGGUCAAGAAGGUGAUGGCCAUUCCCAAAGGGAAUUCCGCCCUGCGGCGGGUGAUGGAGGAAUCCUACUACCACCACAUCUACCACACGGUGGCCAUCGAGGGGAACACGCUGACGCUCUCCGAGAUCCGGCACAUCAUCGAGACCAGGUACGCCGUUCCCGGGAAGAGCCUGGCGGAGCAGAACGAGGUGAUCGGGAUGCACGCGGCCCUCAAGUUCGUCAACACCACGCUGGUGUCGCGCAUCGGCUCCGUCACCAGCAGGGACAUCCUGGACAUCCACCGGCGCGUGCUGGGCUACGCCGACCCCGUGGAGGCCGGGCGGUUCCGCGCCACGCAGGUCUUCGUGGGCCACCACAUCCCGCCCCACCCGCAGGACGUGGAGAAGCAGAUGGAGGAGUUCGUGCAGUGGAUGAACUCGGAGGACGCCAUGAGCCUGCACCCCGUGGAGUUCGCGGCGCUGGCGCACUACAAGCUGGUUUACAUCCACCCCUUCGUGGACGGCAACGGCCGCACCUCGCGGCUGCUGAUGAACCUGAUCCUGAUGCAGGCGGGGUAUCCGCCCAUCACCAUCCGCAAGGAGCAGCGGGCAGAGUACUACCACGUGCUGGAGGUGGCCAACGAGGGCGACGUGCGGCCCUUCAUCCGCUUCAUCGCCAAGUGCACCGAGACCACGCUGGACAUGCUGCUCAUCGCCACCACCGAGUACUCCGUGGGCCUGCCCGAGGCGGGAGGUGCUGCCGGCUGCAAACAAACCAUCCCCGUCAAGACUUGAGGGUUUGGGGCAAUCUCAGGAGCUGGUGAAGCUGUGGGAAGGCAGAAUUCCAAGCUGCUCAGUGUUCCUGCUGGGAAAUGACUGGACAGGAGGUGUCGCUUGAGCGUUUCCUUUAUUUAAAGUGUCUUACAUUUGAUUAAAUUAAUAUAAUUUAUUUAUAUACGUGAUGCCAAAAGGAACUGGGGAUGGAGGCUGUGCACUGGAAGGAGGUGGGGAGAGAUGUCAGAGGGCUCAAAAAAGAUGAACUAAAAUUGAAUUGCUCCUUCAAAUUAAGCUUUGAGGAGCUGCUUCAAUCACAGCCCUUCACCCAAGGCAGUCAGCUCUACUGUCUGAUCUCAGCAAAGUCUAAACUGAGUUGGUUUCAUGUUGCCUCUUCCCUGUAGCUCCAAAACACAUUCCUGAAGGAACAGCACUCUCCCAGCUGUGUCCAUCAGACACUGUGGUGUCAGUCACACAGGUACUGAGCAGGAAGGAGGCUGAACUCCAGCCCAAAGGCAUCUCUCCCCUCCCAUUUCUGUGUCUGUGGCACUUUGCAUGUUUACUUUCAGCUGCCUUUCCUGGGGUGAGUUUUGUACGAGUGGGAAGUGUUUAGGAUUACAGGUGAUAGGAGUGGAUCAAGAGGAGCAAAACUGACUUACUUGAGGAAGAAGGACUCAGGAAACUCCUCAGCCAACAGGAGCCCUAGGAAAGCACAACUGUCCUUAGACAUUUCAGUGGAAGGAGCUUGUCCUCAGAACUGUGGGUAGAAAAGGUCAUCAGGCAGAGCCAGGAGACACCAGCUGUGCCAAUUUGGGAAGAAUUUGUACAGGAAGUUUGCCAAAAUCUUCAGUUUCUAAAGCCUAGGUAAGGAAACUUUCACAAUUCAUCACACUGAUAAAUGUGUCAAGAAUCACUCGAGGCCUCUGUGUGCUGCAGGGGCAAGUGCAGUGCCUGGAGCUGCUGAGCAGUUCAAAGAAUCACUUUUCCCCUUUUAAGGUUUUUAAGGUAAAAGUACCCACAGAUCUCCCUACCCCCCAAACCUGCCAGGUGUGAAACAGCAUCAUUGAUCCCACCACCUCCAAGCUCACGAAACUUCCAUUUAAAAUCCCAGUUCAGAGCAUUUAACCCUUUGACAAAAGCUGCCAGGCUGUCCCAGGCUUAGUUUCCUUCCCUUUUAACUCACUCUUACCUGACAGGGAGUUUAGGACAUGUUUUAGAGAAGCAGAAACCAGGAUGAGACUGGGAGUUCUCUGCUGCCAGGGAAAGCAGACAAUACAGGAGGAAAGCUGUCCUGUCCUUACAAAGCAUGUUAUUUUUGUAGUGCAACCCGAGUAUAAAUAAUGCACUUUAGAGCUCUGUGGGGUGGGGGAAAAAAAAAUGUUAUUUUAGUAACAGAUUAAUAAACUAUUUUAAUAUGAAAGUCUUGGUUUGGAAGAAGCUGUUCUCAGAGCACACUUGGCUGCAGUGAACUAAGUGGUUGUGGAGGAGGAAAGGCCAUGGGAGAGAUCCUGGUUCCCUCAGCCACAUGGCAGCAUGAGCAGAGUCGUCAUUUCAAAGUAAAGCCAAGUGAAAUCAGCACAGAAAAUAGUGUUUAUUUGCAGCAGUGUUCGUGUGGUCCAAGUGAACUCAGCACUGGGGUCCCCCCCUCACAUCCACCCCCUCGGGCUGGUGACUUCCAGGGUAGUUGACAAGCAGGAACGUUUCUAUCCGAGAUCACAGCACUGUUGGAAAGUCUGAGGUGAUGACUGAAGUGGUU